Molecule: messenger RNA, 482 nt
Organism: Galendromus occidentalis (western predatory mite)
Lineage: Eukaryota; Metazoa; Arthropoda; Arachnida; Mesostigmata; Phytoseiidae
Product: tRNA-specific adenosine deaminase 2
Exons: 1
Coding region: 22-474 (150 amino acids)
Biological process (GO): tRNA wobble adenosine to inosine editing
Cellular component (GO): nucleus; cytoplasm
Molecular function (GO): tRNA-specific adenosine-34 deaminase activity
Source: RefSeq, a predicted model, not a curated record
ACUGAGACUUUUCAGGACUUCAUGGAACUCGCCUUCAAAGCGGCGACCGAAGCUUUGGACAACCAGGAAGUCCCCGUCGGGUGCGUUUUUGUUCUGGACGGUAAAGUCAUCGCGACAGGAAGAAACCGUGUCAAUGAAACGAAGAACGCUUGUAUGCACGCCGAGUUCGUCUGUCUGAAUCAGGUGGUCGCAAAUCAGGGUCGGGAAGUUUUGCCAAGACUCGAAGUCUACGUCACAGUCGAGCCAUGUAUAAUGUGUGCGGCGAUGCUGGGUCAGAUCGGGGUGAGGAAAAUUGUUUACGGUGCUCCGAACGAUCGUUUCGGAGGUCUAGGUAGUGUUCUCGAUAUUCUACGAGGAAACUCGCGAGUCGCUAUCACGUCCGGAGUUCAGAAGGAACGCGCCGUAGCCCUGUUGAAGAAAUUUUAUACGGGUCAGAACCCCAACACCGAAUGCCUAAAAAGAAAGAAUAAAUGACAAUUCCU